AUGUCUAGGGUGACUACCAGGAACGGGGGGGUCUGCAAUACUGAUGGCUAUGCUGGUGCUACCCUGGACAAGCCCAAGGAGGUGCCGGUGGUCGUUGACGCUUCAGCUACUUCGGCCGUAAAGCGUAUGGCUGACCUGUUCACAGAGGUGGAUACGGAUGCACUUCAGCUAGCUAGGUCGACGCAAGGUGUGCGGGAGGCGGUUCGCGACUUGCUUACUGCUGGCAUUGGCAACAAGUCGCAGUUACCGGAAGACGGUGUUAAGGUCACUGCUACCAGUGGAGCUUCUGGUGGUACCCUGCGAAAAGGAAAGGAUGCGGUGGUCAACAAAUCUUCAAAGUCUGUCGACGAGGAGGAGGAUGAUGGUUACCUUAGUGACGACCCAGAAGAGCGUUACGAUGCCCAGGCGAAGAGCGAAGUUGCGCAGCGGAUUCAUUUCGCCAUUGUCCUGCUGAUCCCAAUCGCCUUCAAGUCGGAGACUACGUGUGUGCAGGCGACGCUCCGUACACUCUUCAAUCUGUGGAAGAAGGACCUGAACAUGGAGAUUCAGGCAACGACGAAGUUUCACGAGCUGGCGGCGUUGUUCCUGAACAAGAAGGAAUACUGGAGGCUGCUGGUUACCUUCGACCGGGCUCGGGAUGCCAAUCUUGUGUGGAAACAUGGGAUCGUGCACACCUGUGUUGACGGGAAGCGCAUCAACUUAGACUGGCAGCACCAGGUGGACCCUGCUUACGUGAAGGUGCGCGCGGCUGACCCGCUGCUAGUUGAAGUUCUAUUUAAAGGGGUGGGCGCGGUGAUCACGCCGGAGAUGCUCUGCGAUAUGCUAGUGAAGGUGAAGUUGGAGAAGCGCGGACGGUCGGCUUUCAAAGAAGGGAGCUGUUUCCACAGGGUGGUGAAUUCUGUCACACGGAUGGACACAGAUAAGGUUAAGGGCUUGGUAAAUCAGCAUGAGGAGGAUAACUACCAUUGGCGCCAUCUGAUCGAGGAUCCAACCUCCUAUGCUAAGCAGCUGCUGGUGCAUUACCCCUCCCUGGACUGUGCCUACUACUUAGGGCUGGAAUGGACGCCGAGGAAGACGCUGGAAGAAGCGUCAGCAGAAAAUUUGAUGAGGGAUUGGUCGGAGAAGGAGAUCAAGCAGGCGCUCAAGGAGCUGGCCAACACCAAGUGA
Closterium sp. NIES-65 is the source of this 1167-nucleotide messenger RNA. The record is from the annotation of a GenBank genome assembly. Lineage: Eukaryota; Viridiplantae; Streptophyta; Zygnematophyceae; Desmidiales; Closteriaceae.